AUGGCCCCGAAGCGCAGUGUCCCUCUCGCCGCGCCGAGUCGUGCCGGCUCUUCGCAGCACCAGCCGCACCAGCCGCACCAGCCGCCGUCAGUGAAUCGCGCCGAGCCCAAGAUCGCGCUCGUGACUUCCAAGGAAUGGGUCGUGCCUCCGAGGCCCAAGCCGGGCAGGAAACCGUCCAAGGUUGAUGAUCCAGUGAGUGAUGAGAUUCAUUGUCGAAGGCUGGACACUUGUCUGUGGCAUGCCUGCCGUUGUGGGCGUGUUUGAUGUGCAUCGCCGCGACGGGUCGGUUGCCGAGUUGAGCACUUUACGCGUAAUCGGUGCUGAUUUUGCAAUCGUCUGCUUUAUCACGCUCUACGCUACCUCCAUACCCCAACAUCAGUCCUCCAAAAAGACAACACAGCGCGCAUUUCGGGAAAGGAGACAGGAAUACAUCGCCGAGCUCGAGCAGAAGGUGCGCGCACUCGAAGCCGGCGAAGGCGUCAAGGCCGUCUUCUUCCAAUCGCAGGCCGUCAAAGCCAAGGAAGAGUCGGCACAGUUGCGGAACGAGAACGAGCAACUGCUCAAGCAAGUCACUGACUUGCAGCUCAAGUUGGGCGAGGCGAUCCAUUCUCAUGCACCCAGCCCAAGCUCAAGUACGAGCUCUCCGUCGAGCAGCACUAGACCAUCGACGGCGACUUCGGCAUCGACAUCGACAACCAAGCGACGCCAUUCGACCCGGACCGCGACUGUAGAAGAAGUUCAAGAAGAAUAUAUGGCUCGACGACCCAAACGAUCGAGGCAAGGGUCGGAUGUCUCGACCACCUCGUCAUCGCACGAGCAUAGUCGGACGCCACUCGCCUCGAUUUCGCACAUUGUGCACGCAGCCGACCACGAUGCGCCUCGGGUAACGGACUAUCCGUUCGAGGAAUCGUGUGGUUUCUGCUCGAACGAGUCGUGCCUGUGUUCUCAGGUAUCUGAAUACGCCGCCCCGACGCAUGUCGAGGGCUAUUCGCUCGCCCAGGGGUCGUUCUUCCCGACGGCGAAGCAUCAAUUGUCGCAGGCGAAACCGAUGUUGCCGGCCAUUUCGGACCAAAUCUCAGUCCCAUUGAACCUUCGGAGGCGAACAGGUGGAGCACCCGUCAAGUCGGUGUGGAAGCUGGAGCCCGCUCCGUCAUCAAUCACGCCCAGCGACAAAGGGGCCCCUGUUUGCAGUGGCGAUCCGUCCAACUGUCCUGCAUGUGCCGACGAUCCGUAAGUAUAUCUACCAUUUGAUAUUUCCCUACGUAUGCUUUCGCUGACCCCGACUUUGAUUUCUGAUUCAGGUUCGGCAAAGCCUUUUGCGAAUCGCUCUCACAAUCGGUUUGCUCGACGACGCCUUGCGCCAACUGUCCUUCCCGCCUUCAAACCACCUCAAACCUAAAGAACCGCAUGCCGACACCUCCACCUUCAGUAGAAGAGCUCGACGCAGAAGAGACCGCAGCGCUCCUCGACACCUUCACCGAUCUACCCUGUUGCGGCCAACCAUCGCUUUGCGGCUCGGCGACGUGCGUGCCCGAGGAGGAGCAGGCGCGAGCAGAAGCGAAGCAGAGGUCGAGUGAUGUGAUCGAGAUGUUACCCAAGAGUGUACCGAGUGGGGUGAGGACGAAGGAUAUCCCGUGUUCGGAGGCGUGGUCGGUGCUCAAGUCGCAUCCCAAUAUCGCAUUUACGAGUGAGUCCUCUCGGCUGAGACCCCGGUCGCCGCGGUGAGGCAAAGUUACUGAGGCAUGUUCUUGCCUUUUACCCCUCCCGUUGUCCAGAUCUGCAAAUGCUCGCCGAUGUGGUUGCCAAACGAACGCGAUGCGAUGGUGCUACUUCUUCGCCUGCACUCGAAUCGAUCCGUUCAUCGGACGAGCUCGUGCAACGUCGACGACUGACGGUCGAACGUGGGGCGGUCGAUCAGGCACUCGAAUUACUGAACCAAGGGUCACUGAGGAGAUGA
This is a messenger RNA of Microbotryum saponariae, 1957 nucleotides long. NCBI's taxonomy places the organism in Eukaryota, Fungi, Basidiomycota, Microbotryomycetes, Microbotryales, Microbotryaceae. The record is from the annotation of a GenBank genome assembly.